AUGAGAGCGGCUCAUGAAGACAAUCGCAAAAGGGUCAAGACUUGGAAGCCAAAGACUAAGACAGGAUGCAGAACUUGCAGGGUCCGGAGAAUCAAGUGUGAUGAAGCCAAACCGUUCUGUCGACGAUGUGUAUCCACUGGUCGCCAAUGCGACGGUUAUGAGGUCCAGGAUGCACUGACUCGAAAGUCUUCUUCUGCUUCUCCUGUUCGAUUAUUGAUCGAGGAUCCCAGUCUCCUGAUCGGAACUGCCGAGGAGCGUGAAUUUUUCCACUUCUUUCAAGUCCAUACAGCAUGCGAGUUCACGGGUUUCUUCGACUCUUCUGUUUUCGUCAAUGGCACUCUUCAGGCCUCUCAGUUCCGGCCUGAAAUUCGACAUGCUCUGACCGCAUUAGGAGCGAUGCAUCAGAAAUUUCUGUCUGGGCAUACGACCGUAGUUCCAGAUGAUCCUUCAGAUCUGCAGAUUCGUUUCGCCUUGCAGCAAUGCAAUCAAUCUUUAACUCAUAUAAGGCAACAGACAGUCGUAAAGGCAGAAAUAGAGACUAUGCUGACACUCUGUAUGCUGUACUUCUCAUUCGCAUGCUUACAGGGCCACCAGGCGACUGGGUUGGCUCAUUUACGUCACGCUUUGUAUAUGCUCGCGGAGAUGCAGACAGGUCAAUCACCUUCUUUCGAGAGCCAUCCUUUGACGGUAGGGUCGAUACGGGGUGCAUUUAUUGGGCUGGAUAGUAUGGCACGAGCCCUCCUUCCGGACGUCAAUCUCAAAGACUGGAUCACAUUACCGGGAGCGGCAGUCAACCCACAGGAACCCCCUGAGAUAUUCCAUUCACUCGCCGAGGCAGAAGCAUGCUCAGAGGCAAACUUCAACGGGCUUCUGAGUUCGCUUCAGGAGAUCUCACAUACACCUCCAAGUCAGGAGCUCGUACGCUUGGCAAUAGACAAGCACAAAGACUUUUCUGCACGAUUUCGCAAAUUCGGUCUCGCGCUGGAAUCAUAUGUAGAUAAGGAGCUGCACAACCUGGACUUUCGGCAGAAGAAAACGGUCUCAAUGCUCCGGCUUUAUCGCAGCAUCGCGUCAUCCACACUCGCUAUACUCUCGCAGAGUCCCAUGUACGGCGAAGUGGCAUGGGAUAACGUUGUACCCUCAUUCACGUCGAUCGUAGACUGUGCAGCCCGAAUCCUCGGCGAGACCUGCGUGGACGAGCUCGCGGCAACAGUCUUCUGCACGCCGGGCAUCCGAGAGCAGUAUCCGAACGAAUGUGACGAAUACUGCGCCGAGGCACGACGCAUCAUGGACAUAUCAAAACGCCCUCCUUCCUUCUCCUGCCGCUUCGGCGUCGUCUUCCCGCUAUAUCUCGUCGCCGCACGCUGUAGAGAACCACUCCUUCGCAGAAAAGCCCUCGGACUGAUGCUGCACUAUCCACGGCGGGAGGGCCUCUGGGACGGCGUCUUGGCUGCCCGUCUCGCCUUUGAAUGCAUGUGUCUGGAAGAGGAUGCUGUGCCAGGCCCCGUCACGUGUGCGAAGGAUAUCCCGGAAGAAUGCCGCAUCAAGGGCGUGGCGAUCCAUUAUACAGGGCCGAGGCAAGCGGAAGCAGAGAUGAGGACGACAGCAGAGCAUAAAUUGAACAAGCCAGGGGUGAAGCGAUUUGUCACAUGGUAA
This is a messenger RNA of Pseudovirgaria hyperparasitica, 1656 nucleotides long. RefSeq lists its product as uncharacterized. The record is from RefSeq and is a predicted model, not a curated record. Gene Ontology annotation, biological process: regulation of DNA-templated transcription. Bases 1 to 1656 code for a protein of 551 amino acids. The transcript is spliced from 2 exons. Lineage: Eukaryota; Fungi; Ascomycota; Dothideomycetes; Acrospermales; Acrospermaceae. Gene Ontology annotation, molecular function: DNA-binding transcription factor activity, RNA polymerase II-specific; zinc ion binding.